CCUUGCUAGUUUUCACCAAAUUUCGUUGCCCUCGGACAUUUAUCGGGAUUCGGUGAUCAGUUUGGUCUUGUUUAGGUGAAACAUGGCAGAGUCGAAAUUUUUCAUUAAAUUUAGGAAACUUGUGGCAGUAUUCCUCGAUUUCGAGAAUGAAUACAAUGCUAUGAACAACGACGAUCAUACCAUGUUUACUGUGGAACUGCGGAAGGCAGAACUUAACAGGCUUUGGAAUAGGAUAAACACAGCUUAUGAGAGUUUCAGUGUUGAAUGCGAUGGGUCGGAGAAUGAAGAAGAGGCUUCACGUUUAUAUAGGCAGUGUAGAGAAGCCUACAUCAGUUGUGCAGCACAAAUGGGUGAGUUGUCCCAGUCAUUCGCUAACCAUUCCACUUUGUCGUCAACAAUGGCUAGUCCUCACCAAGUCCAACGGAGAGAACCUUUGGAAAAUAGAUUUUUGGACCAUCGUUUGCGUUUGCCACCCUGCACCACUGAAGUUUUUCACGGUGACUACUUGUCAUGGCCUUCGUUUAGAGAUAUGUUUACAGCCGUAUACAUUGAUUGUAAAUCCAUUACACCUGUUGAGAAGCUGUUCUAUUUGCGUCAAAGUACUCAGGGGGAGGCUUUGGAAAUAGUUAAAAAAUCCCCUUUGACGAAUGAUGGGUUUGAGAACGCAUGGUCCAAUCUUAAAAGUCGAUAUGAGAACAAGAGAAUAUUGGUCAAUAGUCAGUUGAAGAUUCUUUUUAAUCUUGGAUCGGUUAAAUCCGAGUCAGCAGGGGAGAUAAAUCGCCUUCAGCGGGACAUCAAUAAUUGUAUUACCGCUUUGAAAUUGCAUGAAAUCGAUAUACACAGUUGGGAUCCAAUUUUUGUAUUUUUGUGCUCAACCAAGUUACCAACUAAUACUUUAUCGCUUUGGGAGCAGACUGUUAGAAAUAAGACGGAGAUUUCAAAGUGGUCGGAUCUGGACGAUUUUCUGACAGCUAGAUUCCAGUCUUUGGAAACAGUGUAUGACCUGACACAUUCCCAUGAGGUUAAACCGACGGAUACAAAGGAUUCUCACGAAGCUUCCCGGUCCAGCAGCAAGGUAAAGUCGUACCAGACUAAUAUGGAUAAAAGAUUGUGUUUUGUGUGUUCACAAGAUCAUGUUGUGAAGUCCUGCCCAAGGUUUUUAGAAAUGAAUCAAGAGCAAAGGUUUAUUACUGUGAAAAGGAAUAAUCUUUGUUUGAAUUGCUUCAGCAGUAAUCAUAAGCUAAAUCAGUGUACAAGCAAAUUUAGUUGCUCGAAAUGCAAAUUGAGGCAUCACACUCUCUUGCAUAAAGAAUCUAGACAGCUGGAUACUGAAGACAUGGUGAAUUUGGAGGCUCAGCCUGGUACGAGUCGGUUUGCGGCCCAGAACGCUGCGAGUGAUGAAUCCAGGGUACAAAAUUGUUUCGUAUCUACUCGGAAGCAGGUGCUUUUGGGGACGGCCAUUGUUCACAUUGAGGUUAAUGGAACUGUUUUCUCGGCAAGGGCGUUGAUUGAUUCUGGCUCUCAGGCUACAUUUAUUUCCGAGAAACUACAACGACGACUUAAUCUCCCUGUAAGAAAGGUCAAUGCCAGGGUGUCAGGUUUAAAUAAUGCAUUAGCGGGAUCAGCGGAGAAACAAUGUGAAUUUUCUUUGAAGUCUCCUCAUAAUGUGGGUUUUGAGGUGCAAGUUUCUAGUUUAGUUCUGCCACGAUUAACGGGACGUCUGCCUGGUCACACUCUUGACAUUCCAGAUUCCUUUUCGUUGGGCGAUCUUCCUUUGGCCGACCCGAAAUUCGGUAGGAGUGAUCAAGUGGACAUAUUAAUUGGCGGUGAUAUCUAUCCUCAGAUCUUGCUGGGUGGUGUUCGGCAAAACGUACUCGGGUCUCUUGUGGCCCAGGAAACUAUUUUUGGCUGGAUACUUACAGAGCCGAUUUCUGACUCAAGUCCUGGGACAUUUACUACCUGUGUCUCAUUUUGCACUGCGGUCGAGCUAGACAGGCUUUUGGAGAGAUUUUGGUUAUUAGAGGAACCACCCAAGGUUUUCAAAUACAGUCCAGAUGAUGAAUAUUGUGAAGACGUCUACAAAAGUACUACUACAAGGUUGCCGGAUGGUCGAUAUGUUGUAUCGCUACCUUUUAGACCUCAAUUUGCAAAUGGGAAGGGUCUUGGUCUUUCCAGGACGAAGGCGUAUCGCCAGUUUUUGAGAAAUGAGGUGUCAUUGUGUAAUAAACCGGAAUUUAAGUCCACAUAUGACGGUGUCCUUGAUGAAUAUGUGCUAUUAGGCCAUAUGACGGAGAUCCCUAAAAUUCAAGAGGAUUUGAAUUCUUUUUAUCUUCCCCAUCAUGCAGUAAUUAAACCUGAGAGCACUUCCACAAAGGUAAGGGUAGUCUUUAAUGCCUCUUGUAAAACUUCCACCGGCUUGAGUUUAAACGACACUUUGUACCCUGGUCCCAUUCUGCAAAAUGACCUAAUGUUGUUGAUAAUACGAUGGCGUUUUUAUCGGUUUGUUUUUAAUGGGGACAUCGAGAAGAUGUACCGUCAAAUUUGGCUACAUAAGGAACAUACAAGAUUCCGGAGAAUAGUUUUUCGCAAGGAUCCCAAGGCUGUUUUAAAAGAUUUUGAGUUAAAAACUGUGACAUUUGGUGUUAAUUGUGCACCAUUUUUGGCCAUUAGAACCCUGUUACAGUUGGCCUCAGAUGUUGAGAAGGAGCUGCCUUUGGCAGCUAAGAUAUUGCGUCAUAUGAUGUAUGUGGAUGAUGCUCUCGCGGGAGCACACGAAGUGACACUGGCUAUAGCGGCUAGGGACCAAUUGAUUCAAGCCUUGUCCUCUGCUGGGUUUUCUAUGAGGAAGUGGACCGCGAAUGAUGAAAAAAUUCUGCAGGGAUUACCAUCUGGCCACCGUCUUAGUGAGAAUUUUUUGGAAAUCGAAGACGAGAGUAAUGCCAAGACGUUGGGUAUAAGGUGGAACGCCAAGGGUGAUUUCUUCUAUUUUUCAGUCAAGCCAAUUCAAAUGAAGCUGAAUUUUACGAAAAGAGAAGUUUUAUCUAUAAUUGCCAGCUUAUUUGAUCCUGCUGGUUGGCUUGGUCCCGUUAUUGUUGUUGCCAAGAUCUUGAUGCAGCAGAUUUGGGGUGAAGGAAUUGGUUGGGAUCAGGAAUUGACUGAGAGGAGCCACAAUAUGUGGAAUCAGUUUAUUUGUGACUAUGUGUCAUUGAAUCACAUUAGGAUUCCAAGGUGGGUGGGGUUUCACCCUAGCGCUCAAGUAGAACUUCAUGGAUUUUCGGACGCUUCAGAAAAGGCUUAUGGAGCUUGCAUUUAUGUACGAGUUGUGGAUGGUGGAUCCGUACAGGCUCAUUUAUUACUGGCUAAAUCGAGGGUAGCCCCUCUGAAGAUUGUUUCGCUGCCGAGGUUAGAACUUUGCGGAGCUCUUUUGUUGGCAGAUUUAAUGGGAGUCGUUAGAACCGAUUUGUGUUUAGAUGAGAAGAACACUAAAUUUUAUUGUUGGUCCGACUCUAUGAUUGUUCUUGCUUGGCUCCAAAAACCACCUAGCUCAUGGACGACCUUUGUUGCAAAUAGGGUGUCGAAAAUUCUUGAUAAGGUUGGAAAGGACAACUGGAGACAUGUCCGAUCAGAGUGUAAUCCUGCUGACCUGAUUAGCAGGGGUGUUCGCCCUCAAGAUCUUAUAGAUGAGACCCUAUGGUGGCAGGGACCGUCUUGGCUACAAUCUCCUAAUAGCCAGUGGGACAAGAGCAACGUUGACUUUGCUACAGAGGAGGAGGAACGGAAGGUGAAACUCUUCUCAACUUUCAUUAAGGAUUAUGAGGAAAUUCUUGACAGGUUCUCAUCCUAUGCCAGGGCAUUGCGUGUAAUGGCUUAUGUUUUUCGGUUCAUUGACUGUUUAAAUGGCCGGAGGAAUUUUUCGCAGACAUCAGUGAGUUCGGAGGAGCUCCAGCUUUCGAAAGAACGUCUGGUUGUUGUUGCCCAAAAGGUUUAUUUCACUGACGAUUACUAUAGAUUGUUGAAUAAUCAAUCGAUUUCAAAUAGAAGUCAUUUACUUUGCUUAAACCCAUUUAUUGAUCCGAAGGGCCUGAUGCGCGUUGGCGGCCGGCUGGAUAAUGCCACUUCUCUGUCGUAUAGUGAAAAGCAUCCUUUGAUUUUGCCCUAUAACUGUAGAAUAUCGAGGCUUCUGAUAGUCUUCGUACAUCAAAUGACGCUGCAUGGUGGUAAUCAAUUGAUGCUUAGAGUUUUGAGAACGGAAUUUUGGAUACCCCGGGUUAAGAAUUUGAUUCGAUGGGCCAUAAAUCGUUGUAGAAUUUGUUCAAUAAUGGCAAAAAAGACACGUUGUCAGUUAAUGGCGUCUUUGCCAGUCUCUAGAACAAUACUUGACAGGGCCUUUACUCGAACUGGUGUGGAUUUCGCAGGGCCAUAUGAUAUAAAGAACUAUACAGGUCGAGCAUGUUUGAUAACGAAAGGAUACGUGUGUCUUUUUAUAUGUUUUGCCACAAGGGCUGUCCAUUUAGAAGCAGUUAGUGACUUAUCGUCAACAACCUUCUUGGCAGCUUUCUCCCGUUUUGUUUCCCGCCGGGGUUGCCCCAAGGAAAUGUAUUCGGACAACGGCACUAAUUUCGUUGGAGCUUCGAAGACUUUGAAAUCCGAGUUUCGGGAAUUUCUUAAGGUGAUUGGCCCUCAACUAACGGGAUCAUAUGCGACACAGGGCAUCAGUUGGCAUUUUAAUCCAGCAAGCGCACCACAUAUGGGCGGUUUGUGGGAGGCUGGAGUGAAAUCUUUCAAGCAUCACUUUAGAAGAAUAGCGGGUAGUCUUAAAUACACCUUCGAAGAAUUUUCAACACUCUUGGCCCGUAUUGAGGCUUGCCUAAAUUCGCGGCCACUUUGUCCUAUAUCUGAUGAUGUAUCUUGUUUGGACGCGCUGACACCAGGACAUUUUUUGAUAGGUGGGCCCAUUUUAGCUCCCCCCGAACCAGACAUUCGAGAGACACCUGAAUCAAUUGUCAACCGUUGGCAAAGGGUUAAGGCUUUAAAUCAGCUCUUGUGUCUCCGGUGGAAGAAUGAAUACUUGAAGGAACUAACGAGAAGAAAUAAGUGGAAAAAUCCUGACGACAAUGUGAAAGUGGAGGAUAUGGUAGUUAUUAAGGAGGACAACAUCCCACCGAAUGAAUGGAGAUUAGGUCGUGUCACUAAGGUGUUACCAGGCGUCGAUCAGCUGGUGCGUGUUGUAGAGGUCAAGACCGAACGUGGCCCGAUAGUGAGGCCAGUAGUAAAACUGGUCGUCCUACCCUCUAAUUAG
Molecule: messenger RNA, 5299 nt
Organism: Stomoxys calcitrans (stable fly)
Lineage: Eukaryota; Metazoa; Arthropoda; Insecta; Diptera; Muscidae
Exons: 1
Coding region: 83-5299 (1738 amino acids)
Biological process (GO): DNA integration
Molecular function (GO): nucleic acid binding
Source: RefSeq, a predicted model, not a curated record